Malania oleifera is the source of this 1014-nucleotide messenger RNA. RefSeq lists its product as uncharacterized. The record is from RefSeq and is a predicted model, not a curated record. Bases 1 to 1014 code for a protein of 337 amino acids. Lineage: Eukaryota; Viridiplantae; Streptophyta; Magnoliopsida; Santalales; Ximeniaceae. The transcript has 5 exons.
AUGACAAUUACAAAGUACUUCACAAGAUUCAAGAAGUUGUGGGAUCAACUGUUGAAUCUGGAGCUAUUACUAAAGUGCACCUAUGGAGCAAUCAAAACCUUAAAUGCUUCUCAUGAAAAGACUUAUGCUAUGAGGUUUUUGAUGGGUUUGAAUGAGAAUUUUGAGACUAUAAGGACUCAAAUUCUGAUGCAUGAGCCUUUUCCUUCGAUUAUCAAGAUUUAUGCCUUGGUUCUUCAAGAAGAGUCUCACAAGAAUGUAGGAUAUGAAGAAUAUUACACUAUCAAGUCAGAUUCAAUAGCAAUGUAUGCCAAUUUGAAGGGAAGAUAUAAACCAAAAGGAAGAUCAAGUGUUAAUCAGGUCACUCGCAAUCCGGGAACAGCAACUGAGAGUGUGUCAGUUCAAUGUCCCAUUUCUAAAGCUCAAUGUGAGCAAUUCUUGACUUUCCUUAAUCCUGGGAAUAAUUUUGGUAAGAAUUAUCAUGCAGCCAAUGUGAGUACUAGUAAUGGAUUACCAAAUUUGGCAUCUGGAGCUAUUGAUGUGUGUUCAUCUGCUGAUGAUCCUUCUAUUGCUGGUGUGGCUACCAAUAAACCACAUUGUCAAGCUAAUAAUUACCUUGAAACUAUGUCAGGUGCUACUAACCACAUGGUGCAUUCUGUAUCUUGUUUCACCACCAUAAUAGCCACAAUGAACACUCAUGUAAAUUUUCCAAAUGGUGAGGACCUUGCUCACUGGAACACACUUGGCCAGGGUAAAGAGUGCAAUGGCCUAUACCUGCUAGAAGAUAGCAAUUUUGUUCCUUCUUUUGUUUCAUCUGUUUCCUCUGUUAAUAAAACUCAGCCACAUAUAUGGCAUUUUAGGUUGGGACAUCCUUCCAAUACCAAACCGCUUUUACUCAAGUCAAUACCUACUAUUGAUUCCUACAAAUACUUCCUCACUAUAGUGGAUGAUCAUUCUAGAUGUACAUGGGUUUACUUGUUAAAGCACAAGUCACAAACUCAGUCCAUAUUAGAAUAA